AUGCCACCCAAGCAAGUCCGAACGUCGAACGCGGUAGAUGAUACGGCUGCGGAGAAACGAGGAAAUGAUCCUGAACGCGGAUGGAGAGGCAAGCCACACACUCCCGCGAAGCGCGCUGUCGCGCAGGCUUCUACUACGAAAGCGGCCUCAGAUCGUAGUGGGGCGCGCAGGACACCAAAGGGUCAGUUACGAGUGAACGAAAGCAAACGCGAACCUUCGGACGUCGAUUGGGGCGAGCCUGGCGCGGACAAGGCUGCUUGGGAUAUCGGGACAUCUGCACACUGGCAGGCCUCGGGUGGCUCCGACCACAAGCCACAGCGAGACUACUGGGAUACACCUAUGCCAGGAUAUUCCGACGUUCAAUGGGGGGUGGCUGCAGACGCUGGGGCCUGGGGCAACGCUUCGCUCGACGAUGCGCCACUGACCAUUGAGGAGUUCAAAGCCAGGGAAAGCCAGAUACGUGCUGACCAGGUACAUGAUAUGGUCCCGUUCUGGAUUCGGGGGAUCGAGGCUGCGAACGAGGGCUACGUGCUUCGGCUGGAGGAGUUUUUGGAAUCGCUGGACGAUAGGGAUAGCUGGAGUGGGGGCGAUGGUAGUGGUUGGGGGGACGCUUCUAGGGGAUGGGGUGGUGAGGCUGAUGCGAAACGAUGGAAUAUCGAGACCGAGAGUAACAAACUGGAUCGCGCUAAUUCUGCCCAUACCGAAGACGAUGCUAGCCUGACGCAAGCCCGACGAAGGACAGAACCCAGCAAUGCUGGAAAUAUGGUAUUUGACCCUUUUGUAGAGGACGUGGCUCUGCAAGAGGCGGUCGACUCCGACCGCAAAAAGCGAAUGCAAGAAUUCUUGCAGCUCAACACCGACGACAAGUUACGAGCCAUUCAGGCCUUGAUUCAAGAUUUGAAGACGUGA
This is a messenger RNA of Pleurotus ostreatus (oyster mushroom), 909 nucleotides long. RefSeq lists its product as uncharacterized. The coding region runs from base 1 to 909 and encodes 302 amino acids. The record is from RefSeq and is a predicted model, not a curated record. NCBI's taxonomy places the organism in Eukaryota, Fungi, Basidiomycota, Agaricomycetes, Agaricales, Pleurotaceae. The transcript has 3 exons.